GCCAGAAUCUUUGUUCAGCCGCACUGACCAAACAGACUUAGUGGGGUUACCUGCUAAGAACAGUGGCAGCAGCAGCAGCAGCAGCAGCAGCAAGGUUCCUGGGAUAACUCAGGCAUACUUUGACACUAUGGGUCCUCCUAUGAAGCUCUUCAAAAACCAGAAGUACCAGGAACUGAAGCAGGAAUGCAUCAAAGAUAACAGACUUUUCUGUGACCCAACCUUUCUGCCUGAGAAUGAUUCUCUUUUUUACAAUAGACUGCUUCCGGGAAAGGUGGUGUGGAAACGUCCCCAGGACAUCUGUGAUGAUCCCCGUCUGAUUGUGGGAAACAUCAGCAACCAUCAGCUGAUCCAAGGGAGACUGGGGCACAAGUUGAUGGUCCCUGCAUUUUCCUGUUUGGCUGUUCAGGAGUCUCACUGGACGAAGACAAUUCCCAACCAUAAGGAACAGGAAUGGGACCCUCGAAAGCCAGAUAAAUAUGCUGGAAUAUUUCGCUUCCGUUUCUGGCAUUUUGGAGAAUGGACUGAGGUGGUGAUUGAUGAUUUGCUGCCCACCAUCAAUGGAGAUCUGGUUUUCUCCUUCUCCACCUCCAUGAAUGAGUUUUGGAAUGCUCUACUAGAAAAAGCUUAUGCAAAACUACUAGGCUGUUAUGAGGCCCUGGAUGGUUUGACCAUCACUGACAUCAUUGUGGACUUCACGGGCACACUGGCUGAGACUGUUGACAUGCAGAAGGGAAGAUACACUGAGCUUGUUGAGGAAAAGUACAAGCUGUUCGGAGAACUGUACAAAACAUUCGCCAAAGGAGGUCUGAUCUGCUGUUCCAUUGAGUCUCCAAGUCAGGAGGAACAAGAAGUGGAAACUGACUGGGGUCUACUGAAGGGCCAUACCUACACCAUGACUGAUAUUCGCAAGAUCCGCCUUGGAGAAAGACUAGUGGACGUCUUCAGUGCUGAGAAGCUGUAUAUGGUUCGCCUGAGGAACCCCCUGGGAAGACAGGAAUGGAGUGGCCCCUGGAGUGAAAUUUCUGAAGAAUGGCAGCAAUUGACUGUAGCAGAUCGCAAGAACCUGGGGCUUGUUAUGUCUGAUGAUGGAGAGUUUUGGAUGAGCUUAGAAGAUUUUUGCCGCAACUUUCACAAGCUGAAUGUGUGCCGCAAUGUGAGCAAUCCUGUUUUUGGCCGCAAGGAACUGGAAUCGGUGCUGGGAUGCUGGACUGUGGAUGAUGAUCCUCUAAUGAACCGUUCAGGAGGCUGCUAUAACAACCGAGAUACCUUCCUGCAGAAUCCCCAGUACAUCUUCACUGUGCCUGAGGAUGGGCACAAGGUCAUCAUGUCACUACAACAGAAGGACUUACGCACUUACCGCCGAAUGGGAAGACCUGACAAUUACAUUAUUGGCUUUGAGCUCUUCAAGGUGGAGAUGAACCGCAGAUUCCGCCUCCACCACCUCUACAUCCAGGAGCGUGCUGGGACUUCCACCUAUAUUGACACCCGCACUGUGUUCCUGAGCAAGUACCUGAAAAAGGGCAACUAUGUACUUGUCCCAACCAUGUUCCAGCAUGGCCGCACCAGCGAGUUUCUACUGAGAAUCUUCUCUGAAGUGCCUGUCCAGCUCAGAGAACUGACCUUGGACAUGCCCAAGAUGUCUUGUUGGAACCUAGCUCGUGGCUACCCAAAAGUUGUUACUCAGAUCACUGUUCACAGUGCUGAGGGCCUGGAGAAGAAGUAUGCCAAUGAAACUGUAAACCCAUAUUUGGUCAUCAAGUGUGGAAAGGAGGAAGUCCGUUCCCCUGUCCAGAAGAAUACUGUACAUGCAAUUUUUGAUACCCAGGCCAUUUUCUACAGACGGACCACUGACAUUCCUAUUAUAGUCCAGGUUUGGAACAGCCGAAAAUUCUGCGAUCAGUUCUUGGGGCAGGUUACUCUGGAUGCUGACCCCAGAGACUGCCGUGAUCUGAAGUCUCUGUACCUGCGGAAGAAGGGUGGUCCAACUGCCAAGGUCAAGCAAGGCCACAUCAGCUUCAAGGUUAUUUCCAGCGAUGAUCUCACAGAGCUCUAAAUCACCAAUCCCAGAGAAUCCUGACAGAAUUGUCCAUCCUUUUAUUCUAUGUCAGGUGCCAGGUCUUAGCUAAGAUUCAUGAUCAUUGGAAGACAGAAAUUCAUAACAAUUAACUUUUCUUCUCUUCUGAUAAGUUUCCCAUACCUCCCAAUCCAAGUAGCAAAGCAGCUACAUAACCUAUAUACCUCCAGCAGCUGGACAGGGGGAGGUGACAGUCCUAUCUGGAGAUUAUACAUGUUUGCCAAGAAAAGAUAUUUGAGGCUUCCGGGGGUGAGAUUCAAGCAGGACAAUAACAAGAGCCUGGACACCCUACAGAUGCUGUUUUCAGUUGCCCAAUACAUCUCUCCUGCAGGGCAUGUCAAGGAAGGAGAAGGGGUGAUUAAGGUCAAGCUGGUCUAGCCUAACAUCCCUGCUCCUAACUGACACUACAGACUCAGUAGCAGCAUUUCAAAAUACCUAGCAGCCAGGACUGAUUUUACAGUCCCCAGCCUUUUCCACUCCACUGCCACCACCACCACCAUCACCACCACCACCAUCACCUCCGGAAAGUGUAGUCCUGCCCUAACCCAAGUCACCCCCCACAGUAAGUUUUACCUUCAUGUUGAG
This is a messenger RNA of Castor canadensis (American beaver), 2659 nucleotides long. RefSeq names its product calpain 6 (gene Capn6). NCBI's taxonomy places the organism in Eukaryota, Metazoa, Chordata, Mammalia, Rodentia, Castoridae. Gene Ontology annotation, biological process: proteolysis. Gene Ontology annotation, cellular component: cytoplasm. Gene Ontology annotation, molecular function: calcium-dependent cysteine-type endopeptidase activity. The record is from RefSeq and is a predicted model, not a curated record.